Musca domestica (house fly) is the source of this 701-nucleotide messenger RNA. RefSeq lists its product as uncharacterized. The record is from RefSeq and is a predicted model, not a curated record. The transcript is spliced from 3 exons. NCBI's taxonomy places the organism in Eukaryota, Metazoa, Arthropoda, Insecta, Diptera, Muscidae. The coding region runs from base 69 to 602 and encodes 177 amino acids.
GAACUUUAAGCGCCUUUAUUUUGAAUACAACAUUUUUGUAGCUUUUGUUUAUAGAGUUUCUCUUAAAAAUGGAUAAUAAUGAUAUUCCAAUAAUAACUGAUACUGAAGCGGAGACAAGUAUUGAGCAGGAUCCUGAAGAAAAAAUUGCAACAAUUGCCAGCAAUGCAACUCAAAAUAUAACAAAAAGUUUAUUUAACUUGACAUUGGAAAAUUUCGAAGAUGAAGAAGAGCAAAACAGCUUAGAAUUCAAAGCUUAUGAAUCUCGUUUGCAUCAGGAGAUGAAGGAUUGGAAAACACUGCUGCGCCAAACAUACAGUGACUUGAAGAAGGCCAAACAAAAACAUCCGAUUAUUGAUAAAUCAGUAUUAUCACAUGAGAAAAUAAAAUACUUGGAAAAGGCACCUUGCUUGCAAAACUUCAUAAGAGAAUCUCUGGAUUUUCGGCAUCAGGCUUAUAUAUUUUUGGAAUUAGAUUAUGCCGAUACAAUGGAUAUGAUAAGAAAUUUGGAAGAUCAAUGUGAGCACCGUUUAAAUCAGGUUAUGGCAGAGAAAAUCAGAGAAAACCUGGCUAGCUUUUCAAAAAACCGAACGAGACAAUUCUAAAAUAAUACAACAAACAAUUUUUUUUUAAAAAUAUACUUAGUUAUACAUACAUACGUGUCAGUAUAUAAUUUUAUAAAACUAGUAAACUAUUAAAACUAA